UCUUGGAGGUGGCGCCGCAGGGCACGGAGCGACGGCCGGAGCGUGGUGAGCCGCAGCCUUCUCCCCGGACGCCAGCGCUGAGGACACGAUGUCGGGCCUUUGCCGCCGGCUGCUUUGGGCCGCCAUCUGCCUGGCCGCGCUCUGCAUCCUGUGCGUGGACUCGAACAGCACCUUGGCCCCGACCCCAACUUCGACUGGGAGUAACGCCUCGUCUGUAACGCCCACCACAAUAGUGCCGACGUCCAGGACGUCUGCCCCGCUGACCACCACUCCAGCACUAGAAACGUGUGCCAGCUAUGGCAGUUGUGCUUCCUGUGUUAAUAGUACUGUUGAUAAUGUAACCUGCAUUUGGUUAGAUUGCAAAGAAAAGAGCUACUGUUCACAUAAUUCAUCAGCAGAGUGCAAAGAGGCGAACAGCACAAAGUUCUGUUCUGUGCCCACCACUGCUCCAGUGCCAACUGCUUCUACAGCUAAAACCACAACUCGGCCUGCCGCUUCUACCACAGCUACCACAUCAGGUGCAGCAAAUACCACUUUCACCCCAACCUUAUCACCCGGGCGGAAGUCCACCUUUGAUGCAGCCAGUUUCAUUGGAGGAAUUGUCCUUGUCUUGGGUGUGCAGGCUGUAAUUUUCUUUCUCUAUAAAUUCUGCAAAUCUAAAGAACGAAAUUACCACACUCUGUAAACAGACCCAUUAAAUUAACAAGGACUGGCGAAUCGUUUGAGUAACUCACUGAAACCAAGAUACUCUUUCUGAAGAAGUCCCACAUGGAAGACACUAUUCCAGGAUCUUUACAUUUCCACAGGAUGCAUACAGGAUGCGCUGAAACAUCGAUCUGGAAGAAAAAUAGGUUAAACCAUUUUGCUCAACAGGAAUAUUUACGAUAUUCUGCAUGAAUCCUUGUGGCUGUCUUCUUUUAUUUUAAAUGGCUGCUGCUGUGGGAUUGUUUCUUUUCUUGACAUGCCAAAUGUAACUUUUUCUAAGUGGUGGAAAAUGUUGUCAUAUAUAGACAACCUCAUGAGUCUUUGCAGGUUAGUCAUUUAAAGCCUCAGAGCCGCAUUAUUUUCAUGCAAGCCCAAGAUACAAUUUAGUGACCAGAAUUGAGAAGAGUGUGUGCCAAAUGAGUGUCAGGUGGAUUAUGGUCAUUUCAAAAGUGGAAUACAUUUAUACAUUCAGUAGUAUAAACUGUAUCCUCAAACUCAAAAUUUUGUGCUUGAUAAGUUAAAUUUUUCUACAUUAGAAAUAAGGUGCCACACAGGGAAUUACAUUCCAGAGUUAAAGAAAUGAAAGGAUCCAAAGUGUUAGGGUAUAGGUGUGACAGGUUAUUGUUCAUAAAUAUAUAAAGCACCUUACAUCAUUGAGAAAGAACCGUGCCUUAAAGGACAGAGAGGUGACGAACUGCUUGGGACUUCUUUGUUCAUGUUAAGAAAGGUAGAUGGUCUCCGACUGUCAUUGGAAGUGAACAGUAGUAAACUGCUUUUAGACAUCACACUGUUGAAUUUAAGGGAAAGCUUCUAGGGUGGAUAAAAUAUUUCACAGCUGAGAAACUUGAGCUAAAGGAUCUUACAGAAAGUUGGAAGCCCUCCCGUACUGAACCUGCCACUGUUACUGUUAAUGGCUGUUGAAAAGUACCGGAGUGAACAUAGAUUUAACAGUUCCCUUUGUGCUUCAACAAAGUGCACCUUGAAAGGAUUUCCACCAAGCUUUCUUGAAAAGUCACUUCUUUAGUUAGGCAGGAAGGAAGUAAAUCUCAGAAUUACUUAGUCUUUAGGUAAGGCAAUCAUUUUAGGUUUUCAGACAGCACAUGUAACCGAUGUAAUUUCAGAAACCCGAGGGGUUUUUAGUUGAUCAGAUUGUAUAUUUUAAUGAUGUUUUUUCUGAAUGAACAUGUUUUUUCUUUUUUCUAAUCUCCCUUCUUGGUUUUGAUUCCUGUUAUGUAAUAGGCAUGCAUAGUUCAAUUUCUGUAGCUGCCUUGUACUAGAGUUUUUCUAGUUUCCUCCCUCCCCUCCCAGUGGGUCACUUCUUCCUUGGCCUUUGACACACUGGAUGAGCUCAGAGGCUUUUCUUAGUUUAAAAUGGACUUUUCUUGUCUAGGUCAUAAAAGUUUUUGUUGUUGUUGUUGUCGUUUCUUUAGCCUUCUUGGCUGAAUGUAGCACUUAGUUUUCAAUAUUUUAUAACAGGGAAUGACAAAUUGCUUUGGUUUGUUUCCUAAAAUGAAACUCCUUGCAUUUAGCGGAUGGUAUUAAAGGUUCUUGGGUGAAGAUUUACUGUUUCCUUUGUUACUUACUGGUACAGCUGAAGUUUGUUUUACUUGCACAUUGUACAUACACCUAAUAUUUUCAAGUGCCUUAAUUGUUUAAAAUCUCUGGCUUCAAAGGUUUUUGGGGAAAGGUAGGUUUACCUCACAUUUUCAGUUUCCCAUUGGUAGUACUAUUCUAGGUACCUCAGAAGUUUAUUAUGGUGCCAUGGCUGUUAGCUUUUAUAGAGUGCCACAAGAUUCAUUUGAAAAUUGCAAAAAGUUUCCAUUCUUCUUAAGGUGGCAAAAUUAGCUACAGUGUAGUUACUUCGUUUAGUAUGUGUUCCUUGCCACAUGUUAGUGUCCAGCAGGAAGCAAAUGUGAAAAUGCAGCUUGAGUUGAGGCUUCCUCGUUUUCCAGCACACUCUGACAGCAAAAACAUUCUGUUGAAAUCCCUGAGAUUUUGCAGAUCUGCAAGUGAGCUCUUGUAACAGAACUCAACAGCCUUUUCCUGACUCCCCCACCAUCUCCUGCUCCCCUUUAGCAGUGUGGUAUCUUGAGCCAUUAAUAAUUUUGGAUUGUUUUUUUAAAUCCUGAAAAUAUAUGGAAACCUCUUCAGAUUUUUCAUCUGAUUUGUCCAUGCAGAUGUAGUUCUGUCAAGUACCUUAUUUUACCUUACAGAUACUUGUUGCACAGGCAGACACUGCUGUGUUUAGAAAUUUAUAUUUUAGUUUGGCAAAACCAAUCUGUAUCAUGUACCAAACUGAUUUAAAAUAAAUCUACAUGUUUAUUGAA
Messenger RNA from Ochotona curzoniae (black-lipped pika), 3032 nucleotides. It is a transcript of the gene CD164, whose product is annotated as CD164 molecule. The coding region runs from base 89 to 685 and encodes 198 amino acids. The transcript has 6 exons. Gene Ontology annotation, cellular component: lysosome; endosome. The record is from RefSeq and is a predicted model, not a curated record. Lineage: Eukaryota; Metazoa; Chordata; Mammalia; Lagomorpha; Ochotonidae.